GAGGUCUCUGGUCAAAGUCAGUGCCGCCAGUUCUCUCAUGGCCUCCGCAUUGUUGUGCCUCUCUUCCGCCGGUUCCUUUGUUGACCCUUAGAGGACCUCGAGAAAAUUUCCUCAACGGAGACUUCCGAUUAUGCAAAGUCAUGGAGCCGAGUAAAAGCAACAAGGUGUCAGCAAUGAUUCCAGGCCUGACAAACACGCCCCAAGGCAGUCUCGAGUCCUUGAGCGAGUACACGGACGCACACGAGGACACGCCAUCGGCGCCAACUGAGUUCCUCGCCGAGUUCCUGUCCGCCAUCAUGACCAAGGACUACGAAACGGCGCUGAAAUAUUGCAAACUCAUUCUGCAGUAUGAGCCGUACAACGCCACUGCUAAAGAGCUCUACCCACUAAUCAUUGAGAAAAUUCAACUAAACUGCAACAAUGAUGAGAGUGGUGAGGACAGCAGUGGCGAGCCCUGUUCGGACGGGACAACCGCAUCCUACUCCAGUCUAGAGGACGAAGAGGUCCUGGAGUACGACAACAGUUCUUUCUACAACAAUGGCAAUGGCAGCUCCUCUUCACAUGGUGAAGUCUCAUCCUUCCUCGACUCUCCGAGUGAAGAGAUGAGUCACAAAAUGCAACUGCUGGCCGACCACGCCAACGGCAACAAUGUCCUGGUCGCUCCGCCAACCAGCUCGGAGGAAUCGUCGCCCACUGAACCAGCUGGACACUCGCUUCUCGAGACCAUGUCCAAGAUAAAGCUGUAGGAGUGUGCCCUGUCUUAAAAAGAAAAGGACUAAACUUGAUUGGCUGAGAAUUAACACAAAGGACUCAUGGAAUUUUACCAUAUCAUUUAUUUGCUUUUAUGAAAUUCAUUGAGUCUAAAAGUUUACUUUUGUUACAUAAAAUUUCAAUUUAUUUAGAAUCAAAGGAUUAGAAGCAACUUUUUAAUUUUUUAUUAUAAACCAAAAUCUUAAUUUCAAAACGGUAUUUUCGAUCCCUAUAAUUAAACUGUUAAAUAAGUAAUCUAAAAUUAAAUAUUAUUUUUUGAAAACAAAAAAAUUGUUGUUCCUUUGGGAAAGUAUCUUUUGAAGAAAGUUGGAAAUUUUAACAUAAAGAAGCGAUUUUAAAAUUUUCAAAGACAUACACUGAAUUUAUGACCAGUAUUUAUUUAUUUUAUUUUUAAGAAGACAAAGAGAGUUUUUAUAUUAUUCUUCUUGCAAUUUUUCUAAAUAGAACACAAAAUAGUAAAAUAUGGAGCAUGCAGUCUGAAGCGAAAAAAAGGAGUCAGGGUGCCAGUCAGGGUCCUAAUAUUAUACUUUAACCUCUAUACAAACAACAUUCACAAAUUUGCAUACAAAAUCGUUCAUCACAGAACUAAGAAAUCAUCAUUUUUAAAUUUAUUAAUUAACAUUUUGAAAAAAAAAAAUACCAUCAUUCUUUUGUCCUGAAAGCUUCCUUAAAUGCGUUGGCACUGCAAACAGCUUAAGAAAAUUUAUCAAAAUAAAAAUAUCAAAUGUGGCCAAGAAAGAAAUGACAAUACAAAGGCUGUACGCGUGACUGAUGUUGGUAAUCGUUUAGUGGAAAUAGAACCUUCAACAACACAAACGUCCAUCAGGAUUUAUUUAAUUUUAUUAUUCUUAAUUUUAAACCAAAAUUUUGUAAAAACGCCAUUUUUUUAUUUAUUAUUUAUUUGUGGGCAAAAGGAAUACGUAAAAGGUGGAAUGGAAAAUUUCAGAUAAAUGUACACCAGCCUUCAACAUACAUAGCAAAAUUGAGUAUACAAAAAAUUGUUACAAAGCCUUGCAAUUAAAACAAACAAAAAAAAAAUCGAUGGGAACAAUAGAUUUUUGUUUAGAAAUACUCCUUGUAAAAUUAAAAAUCUCAGACUUAAAUAAAUCCAUCAAAAUGUA
Molecule: messenger RNA, 1892 nt
Organism: Neocloeon triangulifer
Lineage: Eukaryota; Metazoa; Arthropoda; Insecta; Ephemeroptera; Baetidae
Exons: 5
Coding region: 141-746 (201 amino acids)
Molecular function (GO): protein binding
Source: RefSeq, a predicted model, not a curated record